UUUUGAGUGCCAUAGAGAUCGAUGUAUCUUUAAAAAAGAAACUUAUUUCAUGGGAUUAAAAACAACGUUCUAUCGUCCUCUGGUCGGCCACGUGCAGGCACACUACAGGUACUACUGCUCUCAAACCCCCCCUAUGGUAAAACGGUGCUCAACUUUUCCUGAGCUUGUUGUCGCUUGAAGGCGUAAAGACAUUGGAUGAGCAGGGUGCAAAGAUUCACUGUAGCGAGAGUCCGGUUCCGAAGCGCGCAUGCAUUUCAGCACCUCGGACAGCGCACGGCGCCACAGUGGCGAUGCGUGGAUUCAACCGGUGGCUUUCAGCCAGACCAGGACCUCUCAGCUGAAUGUUACGUAAAGAAAACUCUGUGCUCCACAUGUGGGAAAGGAUUUGCUUUCUGGAUCACUCGGACUUGUGCUUUUUGUUCUUUCUCAUACAAAGCGCCUCCGUCGAGUAGGCUACAUCGUGCUGGUAGGCGUGCCGCUGGAUAAGUGGUUGACUCCAGAAGCCGUGCUGAGCAGCGUGGAAUAGUUGACUGUCAUACGGGCGGAGUGGUGUGGUGGUGCCUUAGAGACCCUCCAUUUGUAAGGAUGCUGGUGGGAAAUGCCUGGAGACAGAGAUGACGAGAUUUGUCAAAAGGCACUUGAACUCCUGUCAGAUCUUUGUUCGAAGGGGGAAGUGCAGAACGAAAACUGUCUGGAUUUUAUCUACUAUUUCCGAGACCUUGCCAGGCCACGCUACACGGAUUCAGAUAUAUCGGUGAGUCUGUUGUCACUGGUAGUGACUGCCUGUGGCCUGGCCCUGUUUGGGGUCUCCCUCUUUGUCUCCUGGAAGCUCUGCUGGAUACCAUGGAGAGAGCGUGGGCUCUCUCCCACCACCAAAGAGGCCCAUGGGCACCUCAACCCCACUAUGAGUCCCCUACCUUCGCAGCUUGCACCCAGGCAGCCAGUUUACACAGCUGUGGACCCCCCGGCGCACAACCGCCGUGAGUCUUCGCAGUGCUCCAUGGCCAGAGAGCCCACUUCUGUGGCAUCGGUUGUAUCAGUGCAGGCUCCUAUGACUCCAGUAUCACCACCACCUGUGGUUAUGGCCACACCUGAGGCAGCUAUGAAGAUCAGUCACACAUCUCCAGACAUCCCAUUGGACGCCCAGAGUAAAGGCCAGGAAAACGGGGUUCACACUAACCCUCGUAUGCAGAGACAGACCACUGAACCCCGACCAUCUGGUUGCUCAAUAUCUGAAAUUGGACAGGGGUCCAUUCGCAGACAUAUGAACCUGUCUAACCCUGACUUCAAUGUGGCCCAGUUCCAAAGGCAGGACUCACUCACUGGAAUGGGGCUGGGCCUUGGCCGUCUCAAACCUGAGCUCUACAAGCAGCGCUCCCUUGAAGGGGAUGAAGGCAGUCGCAGAGGAGGAGGCUGUGGACGCCUCCACUUCAUCCUCAAAUUUGACUGUGACCUGGAACAGUUAAUAGUUAAGAUCCACAGAGCAGAGGACCUCCCAGCUAAGGACUUUUCUGGUACCUCUGACCCGUAUGUUAAGAUCUACCUGCUACCUGAUCGUAAGACCAAGCACCAGACCAAGGUGCAUCGCAAGACGCUGAACCCUGUGUUUGAUGAGGUCUUCCUGUUUCCUGUGGCGUACUCAGAGCUUCCCACACGUAAGCUGCACUUCAGUGUCUAUGACUUUGACCGCUUUUCCCGCCACGAUAUUAUUGGCCAAGUGGUUGUGGACAACUUCAUGGAUCUGGAAGAUUUCCCAAGGGAGACAAAACUCUGCCGGGACAUCCAGUAUGUCUCCUCGGAUAAUGUGGACCUCGGGGAUCUGAUGUUUUCACUCUGUUACUUGCCUACAGCAGGCAGACUGACCAUCACCAUGAUAAAGGCCCGCAAUCUCAAGGCCAUGGAUAUCACUGGUGCAUCUGAUCCAUACGUGAAGGUUUCAUUGAUGUGUGAUGGUCGCAGGCUGAAAAAGAGGAAGACAUCAACAAAGAGGAACACUUUGAAUCCAGUUUACAAUGAAGCCAUUGUGUUUGAUGUCCCUCCAGAAAACAUAGAGCAGAUCAGCCUCUUGAUUGCAGUGAUGGACUAUGACCGUGUUGGCCACAAUGAGGUCAUUGGGGUGUGUCGAGUAGGCAACGAUGCAGACAACCUGGGUCGAGACCACUGGAGUGAAAUGCUCACAUAUCCUCGAAAACCUGUCGCCCACUGGCAUCCUCUGGUUGAGUACCAAGGGGCCACUAGUAGUAGCCAAGGAGGAUCCUGUAAUUCUCUGAAGACACCUCCCUCACCGUAGUAUUGACCAACAAUUCACAUAAGAGCACCAAACAAACGGAAGCCCCCCAGAUGCAUCCUUUGACAGUGGAGCUGCUGAGGGCUGCACACAUACGGUCUUGGAAGAAGAAAGCAGACACUGAUAAAUACUAUGGAACAAGAGACACAAACUGUUUUGAGCUCUGCUCAGCUGGCUCAGUUGCAUGUUGAAUGACGACAAAGAUGGGUGUUUGCUUUUCUAUAAUGUUCGAUAAGAAAAAGAGCAGGCAUAGGCAAACAUUUUAGGUCUGUGCUAUUCCUGGGUUUAUACAGUAGGUACAGUAUUUUUUUUUUUUUUACAUUGUCUUGUUACUUGUUCUAAUGAGGUGAGUCCGUAUUUGCAAAACCUUCUAACAAGCAGUCGAACUGCCAUAUAGUUUUUUUAAUUUGGUGGUGAAUUGGUGCAUGAGGUCAUGGUUUGGUGCGAUAUCUUCUCCUUGUUUGUUUGUUUCUGUUGCUAUAUUGGGAAUACGAUGUGUUGUUCUGUCAGAUGAUGUGCAGUGAUGGUUAAUUUCCAGACAAAGUACC
Messenger RNA from Monopterus albus (swamp eel), 2835 nucleotides. RefSeq names its product synaptotagmin IXa (gene syt9a). The coding region runs from base 599 to 2290 and encodes 563 amino acids. The record is from RefSeq and is a predicted model, not a curated record. Gene Ontology annotation, biological process: calcium-ion regulated exocytosis. Gene Ontology annotation, molecular function: SNARE binding; calcium ion binding; calcium-dependent phospholipid binding. Gene Ontology annotation, cellular component: exocytic vesicle; plasma membrane; dense core granule. Lineage: Eukaryota; Metazoa; Chordata; Actinopteri; Synbranchiformes; Synbranchidae. The transcript is spliced from 7 exons.